Messenger RNA from Phaethon lepturus (White-tailed tropicbird), 1452 nucleotides. RefSeq names its product oculocutaneous albinism II (gene OCA2). The transcript has 13 exons. The coding region runs from base 103 to 1452 and encodes 449 amino acids. Gene Ontology annotation, biological process: melanocyte differentiation; melanin biosynthetic process; transmembrane transport. The record is from RefSeq and is a predicted model, not a curated record. Gene Ontology annotation, cellular component: melanosome membrane. NCBI's taxonomy places the organism in Eukaryota, Metazoa, Chordata, Aves, Phaethontiformes, Phaethontidae.
UUCAAUUUUUCCAAAUUAUUCAGCUCAAGGUCAAAAAACACUGGCUUUACAGAGAAGACACCACUACUGAAGGUUUCCUCAGAGGAAAACGGGUUGCAGUGCAUGGCUCUUCAUAAUCCAGAUUUUACCACAGAUGACGAUUCAUGGGACAACAGUUCUGCAGAGUUUGAGCAAAGGUUUCAACUGGGAACUGAAAUGACAAGUUUGUCCAGAUCUGCUUCUUCUGAGAAAUAUGAAAUCUUGGACAGCCUUCAUGUCAAGUUCAAUUUAACAAAGAUGAGAUGCUGUCUAAAAUUCCUAAAAGUUUCAGGCCUUUUUAUCUUUGUAGUUGUCUGCUCUAUUUUAUUUGGCAUUUAUCCAGAUCAAGGUGUGUCCUGGCAGAUGUUGGCUGUAUCACCUCUGGAAAGUUUCUCUAUGAAUCUGACUGAUUUUCGUGAUUCUGCUCUGUUGAAGUUAGACAUAGGAGGACCAUUUGUAGUUGAUGUAGUUGAUCAGCAAACAGAGGAAUACAUUGUAGUACAAAUAAGCCAAACUGAAGAUGCUGGAUCAAGGAGGAGACACCAGCCACAGGUGGUAUACAACUGGUCUCUACCCUUAAGUUCAAGAAGAAAUCAGCAAAUCGUCACAACUAGAACCUUUCAGAUGCAAAACAGAGGCACUAUCUUCAUAAACAUUCAAGCUUUCCUACAGGAGCCUGGAAGUGUUCCUCUCUCCAUGAAGCAUCAAUACCUUCAUGCAAAUAUAGAGGCACAAGUAACAAUUGCGUCCAUCAUCUUAGUAGGUGUCUACGUGCUGAUCAUAUUGGAAAUUGUUCACAGGACCCUUGCAGCGAUGCUGGGCUCUUUGGCAGCUUUAGCUGCCUUAGCUACAGUUGGGGAGAGGCCAAGUAUGGCCAAAGUGGUGGAGUGGAUUGAUUAUGAGACACUGGCGCUGCUGUUUGGAAUGAUGGUUUUGGUGGCCAUAUUUUCAGAGACUGGAUUCUUUGACUACUGUGCAGUAAAGGCUUAUCGAUUCUCUAGAGGCAAGGUGUGGGCCAUGAUUACGCUUCUGUGCCUCAUUGCUGCAAUUCUUUCUGCAUUUUUGGACAAUGUUACCACUAUGCUGCUCUUUACUCCAGUAACCAUAAGACUCUGCGAAGUACUUAAUCUUGAUCCUAGGCAUGUCCUGAUUGCAGAAGUAAUCUUCACAAAUAUUGGGGGGGCUGCCACAGCUGUUGGGGAUCCUCCAAAUGUGAUUAUCGUUUCAAAGCAGGAGCUGAGGAAGAAGGGAUUGGAUUUUGCAGCCUUCACAGGGCAUAUGUUUGUUGGCAUCUGCCUUGUUGUUUUGGUCUCCUUCCCUUUUCUCAGACUUCUUUACUGGAACAAAAAACUUUACAAUAAGGAGCCGAGUGAAAUUGUUGGUAAGUGUGAGCAUGAAAAUAUUUUUAUUACCACUACACUGAAUAUGUGCUAA